UGGCAAUAUAGCAAUGUUGUAUAUUACAACUAAAACAAAUCUGGCAACGCUAUCGAUCUUCCUCGUGGAGUUUGUGAAACACGUUGUAGGCGACAUUAUUUUAUUGGAAAAUGCCGCCUAAACAAGAUCAAAAGAAAAAGGAUCCAAAAGUAGGAGCAAAGAAGAAAGAAGGUGGGUCAUCUGGUGGUAAAGCUAAAAAGAAGAAGUGGUCUAAAGGAAAAGUACGUGACAAAUUGAACAACUUGGUUUUGUUUGACAAAGCAACAUAUGAAAAAAUGUUAAAAGAAAUUCCAAGCUAUAAGUUAAUUACUCCAUCUGUUGUGUCAGAUCGUUUGAAGGUUCGAGGCUCAUUAGCUAGAAAAGCUUUGGAAGAAUUGCAGCAGAAAGGACUAAUAAAGCAAGUUGUAAAGCAUCACAGUCAAGUCAUUUACACAAGAGUAACAAAAGAAGACACUUCUUAAAGUAACUGAAUGAUGUAAUAAAAACAUUUUUAUAGACA
This is a messenger RNA of Uloborus diversus, 499 nucleotides long. RefSeq names its product 40S ribosomal protein S25-like (gene RpS25). The record is from RefSeq and is a predicted model, not a curated record. Gene Ontology annotation, molecular function: structural constituent of ribosome. Bases 111 to 461 code for a protein of 116 amino acids. The transcript is spliced from 4 exons. Gene Ontology annotation, cellular component: cytosolic small ribosomal subunit. Lineage: Eukaryota; Metazoa; Arthropoda; Arachnida; Araneae; Uloboridae.